Messenger RNA from Phacochoerus africanus (Common warthog), 2727 nucleotides. It is a transcript of the gene NXT2, whose product is annotated as nuclear transport factor 2 like export factor 2. The transcript has 5 exons. Gene Ontology annotation, cellular component: nuclear pore central transport channel. Gene Ontology annotation, biological process: protein import into nucleus. The record is from RefSeq and is a predicted model, not a curated record. NCBI's taxonomy places the organism in Eukaryota, Metazoa, Chordata, Mammalia, Artiodactyla, Suidae. The coding region runs from base 261 to 689 and encodes 142 amino acids.
AUUGGACGCUUUAAGUAGAUCUUUUAUGCUGUCUCUAGGCAGGUUGGCGAAAUGGAUACUUUUGUUGAGAUUGUACCUUAACAAAAACAAAGUGAUUUUUUUUUCGAAACUAAGUUAAUAAAUAUCAAACAAGUGCGCACAUAAGGCAGACAGGAGGGUACAGUCGGAACUGAAGAGAUUUGGACUUAAGCCGUGGGAGCCGGACACGAGAAGACGUAGUGACGCCGCCACUGCUGGAACAGGGUGCUUCGGGCUCCCCGAUGGCUAUGUCCGUGGAUUUUAAAACUUAUGUAGAUCAGGCAUGCAGAGCUGCUGAGGAAUUUGUCAAUAUUUACUAUGAGACAAUGGAUAAAAGAAGACGGGCACUAACCAGGCUGUAUCUGGACAAAGCCACUUUAAUAUGGAAUGGAAAUGUUGUUACAGGGCUGGAAGCCCUGACUAAUUUUUUUGAGAUGUUGCCUUCUAGUGAGUUCCAGGUCAACAUGCUAGAUUGCCAGCCAGUUCAUGAGCAGGCUACUCAGGCCCAGACGACAGUUCUUGUUGUGACCAGUGGAACUGUGAAGUUUGAUGGAAACAAGCAACACUACUUCAACCAGAACUUCCUGCUGACUGCCCAGUCGACUCCUAACAACACCGUGUGGAAGAUUGCAAGUGACUGCUUCCGUUUUCAAGACUGGGCUAGUAGUUAGAGGGGGCAAAAGUCCAUUCUCUUUUGGUCCAUUAGUUCCAGCAACAGAAAUGUAUGGGAAUUAAUGCGUUUCAUUGUGGAAGCACUACACAUUAGUUCGUGCCGAAACAAAAUUUCGUUACUAUUUUUUCUACCUAGCAGCACCUUUUCUAGCAGCUGCCAGUUUGGAUCAUUGCCCUUAAGAGCUUUAAUGCUAGUUUUCUACAUGCCUUAUAUACCUUUCACUAAUGACAUUCUGAUAGUAACGUUAAACCCACGAUCUCCGUGCUAGCAUACUCACUGUGAGCCCAGCGUAUCGCAAAAAUGAAACCCUUUUAUAGUACUCUGUGGGAUAGCAGCACAGCGUUAACUCUGGGAGGAAGUGGAGUUUUUUGUUGUUAUUAUUAGGUUAAUUUUAUAGAACAGCGCAUACCUGUUUUCGGUAAACACUGGUAAGGUAGUUUUAAUAUAUAGCUUUUUCAAAUCAAUUCAACAAAGACAUGACUAAUUUAAGUUUACAGAACUACUCUGACAUACUAGACUCACAUGUAGACAUGGUCAGUAGGCUUUAUGUUAAGUAAUGUGGGUUUUUCAUGUUGGCAUGUUUUCUUAGGAAGUGAAUGAAUCUACUAGAGAGAUAGAAAAAUGUCCUUGAUGGAUACCUGGGUGUUGGGUACCCUCAGUGGCUUAAAAGCAAACCUUGUUAAAAAAAAAAAAGCUUUUUCUUGGCAGCUCCAGGUCUGUCACUUUAGGUAGUGGAUGGUAGUAGGACUAAUAGCUUUAAUGGGAGGAUGAGGAGUGAGAAACGUUAAGUGAGGCAAGUUAGCCACGAGUAAGGAGGGAUGGCCAAAUGGUACACUUUUGCUACUUGUUUUUCUACCUCCUAAAAAUGUAGCCUAAUUUUAGGAUUUAAGUCCUUAAGGUAAUAUGUAUCAUUGCCAAAUGGUCAUGAAUGGCACUUUGGUUCUAAGAAUUCUUUUUAAAGGUUUUUCCAGUUCACUUCACACUCAUCACCAGUAUAUGUCUCAGUUUCUUCACGAACUUAAUGGGGGGGUAAGAUGUCAGCAAUAAGCCUGACCCAGUAGCAGGGUCUGACAGGAAAGUUGGAAACAAAGCCAUCGCUCUCUUUGGGACCCUUAACUUCUAAGUCUUCCAAGUUAACUUCAGGCCAAAAGUCCCUUCUGCAUUACCCACCCCCAAAGUGAGUGAUUUGUUCCCUGUGUUUACACUGUCAACUGCACAAUCUUUUUACUACUUAAAGUUACAAUUAUUUUAUCUUAUGAUUUGUUCCUCUGUAAGGCAUUGAGCAAAUAGAUCUUUUAUAAAACAUGCUCCUAUUGUGUGGCCAACGCUUUGUCUUUUUAGAGCAAAUAGAGCACAGCAGAGCUUCAUAAGCCCAUACACUUCAAAAGAACCAACUGAUCCAUUUUAUGUCUCAGCAUCUAAAGAGAAAGAAAUCCAGCCUUGGUGUUUAAACGUUCACCGUUUUUCCAUUUUGGAAUGUAUUGUUUUCAUGUUUUUACAUUAGAUGUGCCAGCUUUGUUUCUAUGUUGCAACGCAAUGUUUCCGUCCACUUAAUUUGAAAAUCAGUAAUUUACUCUUUUCUCAAACUAUACAUUACAUUUCUGAUAUAUUAACAAAAUAGAAUGAAGUAGGCGAAGAGGAUGGAAACUGAAACUUGGACCACACUUUCUUGUAGUACUGACUAAAAUUUUCACAUUAUAUUUUAUUCAAAGUGAGCUUAUUCUGAAUUUGGAUUGGCUUUUUAAGACCACAGCAUUAGCAGUAACAAUCAGAUCACCCAAAUACCACCCUUUCCCUUAAGGAGAACAGUCUCAAGUAAAAGCUGCAUAUAACUAAGCAAUAACUGAAUUAAGUGGUUGUAUACUCUUCAUGAAUUGAAUGUCUUAAGACUUGUAUAUGAAUUGCUUUUUCCAAAUUCUGUGUAACUUUUAAAUGGCUGGAACUACUCUUAUAUGGACUAGACUAUUUUUGACAAGCACCUAUUUUUGUAACUUGAAAAAAUAAAAUAAAAGUUGCCUUGUAACAAGUUUUCUCAA